AUGCGUUUCGCUCUGACUCUCACUGCCUUGGUCGGCUCUGCCGCCGCUUUGUCCAUCACCUCUCCCCAGAAGGACCAGGAUGUCAACCUCAGCGAGAAGACCAAGGUCGAAUGGAGCUCUGUCAGCUCCGACCCCUCCUCCUUCGACAUCUACCUUGUCAAGAUGAACUCUUACCCUCCCGUCAACAAGCUGGUCGCCGAGAACGUCAAGACCAGCGACGGCUCCUACACCAUUGACGGUGUCUCCGUCGACAGCGGAUCCGGCUACCAGGUCAACUUUGUCUCCAAGGAUCCCAAGAACACCGGCAUCCUCGCCCAGUCCCAGCAGUUCAAGGUCGAGUCCUCCGGCUCCACCACCACCUCCGACUCUGCUUCUAGCACCACUGCCACUGAGUCCUCGUCUACGGCCUCUCAUUCUAGCACCGGUACGGUCUCUACCACUGCCACUGCCACUGCCACUGCCUCUGGCACCGCCUCUGCCUCCACCUUGAGCACCUCCGCCUCCGGCACUGCUUCCAAGACUACUGCCUCCUCCACCGCCAGCCACAACGCCUCCUCCACCGCUUCCGGCACCAGCACCGCCAGCACCACCCCCAACGGUGCCGGCUCGCUCGCUAUCCCCGCCGGCACCCUCCUCCUGGGUCUGGCCGUCCUGGCUCUGUAA
Aspergillus pseudoviridinutans is the source of this 663-nucleotide messenger RNA. RefSeq names its product GPI anchored serine-threonine rich family protein. NCBI's taxonomy places the organism in Eukaryota, Fungi, Ascomycota, Eurotiomycetes, Eurotiales, Aspergillaceae. Bases 1 to 663 code for a protein of 220 amino acids. The transcript has 4 exons. The record is from RefSeq and is a predicted model, not a curated record.